ACCGCAUAAACGUAGGUAACGAAUCGGUAAAAACCUCCAAAAACAAUCCUGGCAGAGCUCGGAAAACGACCAGAUCAAACCUGCAGUAACGAAUCAAGCAAAAUUCUUCAAAAUCGAUCCUGGCAAAGCUUGGAAAAUAUUUUUCAGCAACACAAAAUACAAAAACGGCACUUUUUAACUAUCCGACGGUCGACAAUUGGCCACCGGCAGCAAACCAGUAGGGAAAGCGGAGAAAACUGAACUCCCUCGCGGACAUUACGACCGCCCGGGAUAGCCUAAGAGCCCGGGGGGAUCAGGGAAUGACGGGUUCGGCGAGAACGGCUACUCUUGCGCCCAGUACUCGGCCCGCUUAACCGGACCUUUUUAGACCAGACGAUACAGCCAAAAUAAAAAGCUCACAGUUUUAAGCCGAAAAUGUAUCCAUGGGACACGCCGUAAUUUCACGGCUUUUACUGAUUUUAUAAAAAACAUAAAACCUUUCAAAAAAACAUAUAAAAUAUGGACGACAUAUCUUGGAUUAGUGCAACCACCACAUGAAUCCAAUACGGAAUGUUCUAGAAGAUUCUAGAACGUUCUGGAAGGUUCGAGAACAAUCCUCGAACGCCCGCGAUUUAUUAAUUGACACUAUUGUCUACCCAACCUACGGGGAAUUCCUUACCCCCUGAACUUUAAACGCCACCGCUGCGAAUCUGGGUAUAUAAACCCCCGACGUUUAUCGUUCCUACAUCAUUCGACUACAAGAGAGCCAAGAACAAGCUCGUUCCGGAAUAGUCUAAGUGUUUCUGCUCGCGUCGUGUCUGGCCCUCCAUAGCCGGCACUUGGUUUGCGGAAUUUCGCCACUCUACCCAACUUCUCUUCCUUCACUUGAAUUACCGCCCGACGCCUUAGCCACAACUGGACAUCGCAGCACCAGCAGCCUGGAUCUACCUCCUGCUAGGACCAUCUUUCCAGCCGAGAUAGAGCCACACCAAUCGAAGGAGCCCUUUCUACAAUUGACGUCGCUCCCGGCCCGUCUGCAAUCCGAGACAACGCCGUCACUUACCUUCUCUUUACUUCUGGAAAAACCUCAUUCUAGAAAGAACCCAGGAUGGCCCACACGAACGAAAACAUCAUCAGAGCAGAGGCCAUUGUAAAAGACUGCUUCACUGCCUCGCUCCUAGCCGGAGAUCGGAACGGCAUCCGCGAGAGACUCUCCCGGAUUCUCCCAGCAGGAGCGUAUCCACUCUGCAACCUCCGGGGCGGAUAUGAUCCUACCCAAUCCGGGCCCUCCGGAUCUGGAUAUACAACCCGACAUCAACCCAUGAGACGCCGGGGAGCUCCAUAUGGAGCCAGACCUCCACCAUCCAUUCCGAUGGCUUAUCUCUCAGCCGCCCAACGAGACGAACUGCAACAACUGGAGCAAGAAAAAAGCAGACAAAUAUUGGCCCGGGCUGAAGCACGGGAAGCUGGCAGCUUCAUCGCUCAAGAGGAGCGCCGACUGGCUACCAUGGCGAAUAUCAACCUACAACAGGCCGAAUUGGACCGCCAAAAAGCGGCUCUCCAACGUCCACCAUCAUUCAUCCCUGGUAAACGAACUGCAUUCAGCCCAGGACAGCAAACGUCAUCACUGACCCCACAGAUUCCACUGCUAAAAAUUACAAUUCCGGCCACUUCAACUACGGACGCCGAAAGCCAACUCUUGGCAUCACCAAGCAAGGACGUUACAAUGAAAGACAAAACUUCUGAACGAUCCGAAGAACUUUUUGGCCCGAGUACACCAAUUACCGUUUCGGAUGAUGUAACACUCACAAAAUAACCAAAAAAUAAUAAAUGGCACUAUCAACAA
This is a messenger RNA of Daphnia pulex (common water flea), 1825 nucleotides long. RefSeq lists its product as uncharacterized. Bases 1088 to 1795 code for a protein of 235 amino acids. Lineage: Eukaryota; Metazoa; Arthropoda; Branchiopoda; Diplostraca; Daphniidae. The transcript has 3 exons. The record is from RefSeq and is a predicted model, not a curated record.